CCGCUUGCAUCUCCUCUUGGAAAAGAAGAGCUGGAGAGAAGUGCCCAUAAGGAUCAGGCUGUGGCCCUCAACUGGCAGAGGCAGCCAUGGGAGAGUGGGGGUUCUUGAGCUCCCUUCUGGAUGCGGUGCAGGAGCACUCGCCCAUGGUAGGACGUUUCUGGCUGGUGGUGAUGCUCAUCUUCCGCAUCCUAAUCCUGGCCACAGUGGGCAGCGAUGUCUUUGACGAUGAGCAGGAAGAAUUUGACUGUAACACGCGGCAGGUAGGGUGCAAGCAGAUUUGCUACGACCUGGCUUUUCCCAUCUCCCACUACCGCUUCUGGGUCUUUCACAUUGUGGUGCUCUCUGCCCCAGCCGUCCUCUUCGUCAUCUACUCCAUGCACCAGACCACAAAGAUUAACCGUAGCCAGGAAGAAGUUGAAGAGGGAGAGACUAACAAGGCUGGACAGAAGGGCCAAGCAUGCUUCAAGCUCCAGCCCAGUCAACGCAGCCAAAACAUCCAAACCUUUUAUAUGGUUAAUGUCGUGGUGAGGAUCUUGGCAGAGAUCGGCUUCCUUAUAGGGCAGUGGAUGCUUUAUGGCUUCCAGGUGGGAUACCAGUACAUCUGUAAGCAUCCUAUGUGCCCUCAUUUGAUUGACUGCUUUGUCUCUCGGCCAACUGAGAAGACCAUCUUCAUCCAGUUCUACUUCAUGGUGGGGCUGGUUUCAGCUUUGCUCAGCUUGGUGGAGUUGGCGCAUCUCUUCUUCAAGGACCGGUGCAGGAGACGCCGCACUAUCGCCCCUCCUGCCUCUGCCUCUUAUGAACAGCAGGACAAUUGGUCCAACCAGAAACAUGAAAAAUCUCAGCACUUUCUUGGCACGACCGACGACGGAGCCAAUGGUAUGCCAGCUCAUGAUGGGAUUCCCAACCGCUAUGAGCCCCCAGCCCACUUCCAUCACAAAAGCUCCACCAAGAGCAGCAGAUCUUCUCGCUCUUGUGCCAGAGCCGACUUGACAGUGUAA
Molecule: messenger RNA, 998 nt
Organism: Eublepharis macularius
Lineage: Eukaryota; Metazoa; Chordata; Lepidosauria; Squamata; Eublepharidae
Gene: GJD3
Product: gap junction protein delta 3
Exons: 2
Coding region: 87-998 (303 amino acids)
Biological process (GO): cell communication
Cellular component (GO): connexin complex
Source: RefSeq, a predicted model, not a curated record